UUGUUCUUUGGGCAACUGCUCGAAUGGGGCACAACAGAACUGUCAAUCGUGUGAUCAAAACACAAUUUACCAAUAGGCGCGAGAAGUUCAGGCGUUUUAUUGUGAGAAAAUCCAACCUGAGUACAAGAAGACAUUAGUCUGAAGCAACAUUGAUAAACGAGGACACCUAGCACUCGACUCCAGAAAGUUCCAGAAAGUGCAACAAUUCUACGAAAUAUGUUAUAUUUUACACCCUUGUCUUGAGGCAAAUGACACGCGAAAUGAGUGGCAAAAGUAUAAUUUAUCUUGAUAAAAAUGUUCCACCGCCUCUUGUUCCUUUGUCUAAUGGUCACGCUCGAGCCAUUCCGACGAGCUACGUUGCGAAUUGUAGGCUUUGCCUUGGUACUGAAUUUGGGAACAGAUGUACAACCAUUAUUGACGAGUCGCUAAUUACCAUGAUGAAGCAGGUGUUUCCCAUCGUGAUUGUGAACCAGAUAGGGCUACCGAUGAAUGUGUGCACCGAAUGCGUAAAGACGGUGGAGGCAUUUUACAUGUUCAGCAGUCAGGUGUUGGCCAAUCAGAACAAACUGUCAGAAACCUUACCUAAUAACCUACGACCGGAACAAAAUAAUGACGGUGUGGAGUGUAGAGAAAAUCCGAUCCCGACCCAAAAGGCACAAGAAAACGUUCCACGCGAGGAACCUGAGGAACCGGAGGUUCCGAUUGAUUCUGAUUUGUUGAUAAAAAUAGAAAAGGAAGAUGAAGAGCGAGGUGAACAACCUGACCCACUGUCAACUGCCGAAGAUUGUGGGAUUGUGUUCGAAGUAAUCGAUGAAAUACCGGGCAUCAAGCUGGAAGAAGAGGCAACUUACCCAAUGGAGGUAAUAUCUCAUGCCGAGAACGAUCCACAAUCGAUGGAGAAAACAACAAACCCGCUUGAGAUAAAAUCUGAUACCGAUAUAGACCCACUACUGAAGGAGACAACAGCAAACUCAAUCGUGGUAAAACCAGACGCUGGGAUAGAGUUACAAUUGGAAGUGAAGGAUGAAAUUGAGAUCGAUCCGCCAGCUGAAGGAAUAGAAGACAGUGAAGAUCAACCGCGUGAUCCUCUUUCCAGACCACAGCCCAAGAAACGACGUAAAAAAUCAGGACCGUCUCGAGUGAUUCAUUACUGUCCAACGCACGAUUACUCGAUCAAACUGAAGCAAAUGAAGAGUGCAUCAGACCUAAAUGAAUUUAAUCAACGGCUAGAAGACGAAACGUUCAUGAAGCAGGUGAUCAAUUACUUGCAGAUCGAAACAGGAGAAACUAGGGCGGAUUACCUGAUGAAUAAAUCGUUGGACCUUCUAUUUAACCGACAAUUCCUUACACAGUGCGGCUGGCGAGGGCGCAAAAGUGUAUCGCUUCCUGGGUAUAGGAAAAUUCUAGAACUGUUCAGUAGGUUGGGCGCGACGUCCGGAGUAAACUUACCAGGAUGCAAAGUGCGUGACUAUUUUAGCCUUAAAUGCAAAAAUGCAAAGCGACGAGCUAACCAGCAAAUGUUAGGAAAGGUGGUCGAUGAACAGCAAAGUGAAUCAGAGGAUGAAAGCACAGAACAAACUGGUGGUAUACUGCCAGCUUCCUUCGCUGGCGAACAGCCUCACAAGCGACGUAUACCGGAUGGGUCGGUGCGAGUAGUUCCGCUUUGUUUAGCACACACUGGCUGCACGUUCAAUCUGAAGCAGGUUAGCAGCGAGCCAGAGCUAGACGAAUUUAAUCGUCGACUACGAAACGAGGAAUAUAUGAAGCAGGUGAUAAACUACUUGCAGUUCGAGACGGGUGAAGAGCGGUCCGAUCACUUGAUGAAUAAAUCGCUCGACAUUCUUUUCAAUAGAAAAUUCCUGGCAACCUGUACCUGGCGAGGGAUUAACGGAAAAAUACCUUUUGUGGUGUAUUCGAAAGUUCAAGAGUUGUUCGGCUGGCUGGGUGCGAAGGAUGGGAAGCGAUUAUUGGGAUGCACAGUUCGGGAUUAUUUCAUUCUUAAACUGAAGAAUGCAAAGCGACGAGCCAUGCUAGGAGUACAAAGCCACGAAAUAACGGGUAUUGGUAUAGGUACAACAUUAGAAGCAGAACAUAGUUGUUGUAAAUGAAGUGAGUUACAAAAGAAAACCGGAACAACACUAAAUGCCCGCGAUACAGUACUACAGCUAGUUGUUGAAAUAUGGCUCAACAUUUGACUACCGUAUGCUAUGCGACGAUGAAGAGAUCUAUGGCAAAUCACAAAGAUUAUUCGUGCUAUAGUUUGUAUGAAAAUAAAUGAUAGAAAUGCAGCCAGUGCGUUGUAAUUGAAAACAAGUUUGUUGUUAACAUUUUAUAUACACAGCCAGCAACAGGUUGUUGUAUUUUUUUCUUCAGACUGUUCCAUAGCCAUAUGCCAUUAAAUAAUCCCUACCUGAUGCUUACUUAAUGAAAAGAUUACUAUGAGUCACUGAACAUUUAACUUCCUUUAUAGAACGGGAAAAGAUUGUAGACUAUAGUGUUUAAGCUCUAGCAUUCGAGCACCAUUCGAGCAGCACAACAGCUGACAAAAUCAUUAAAUAGGCACGUUUGAUGGCGAAUAUUUGCACUUCUAUCGUCAAUAAAAGUGAGUUUCCUCAACACAA
Messenger RNA from Anopheles coluzzii, 2621 nucleotides. RefSeq lists its product as uncharacterized. Gene Ontology annotation, molecular function: zinc ion binding. Gene Ontology annotation, cellular component: nucleus. NCBI's taxonomy places the organism in Eukaryota, Metazoa, Arthropoda, Insecta, Diptera, Culicidae. The transcript has 3 exons. The record is from RefSeq and is a predicted model, not a curated record. The coding region runs from base 249 to 2108 and encodes 619 amino acids.